GCAUUUCCACUUGCCUUUUUUUAAUCCUUCUGUGUCUGCUGCCACGGUUCUGUGAUGUUUGCAGAUACAGAGACAAUUUAUUUCCUUUCUACUGAUCACUGCUGUGACACAGGAUUCAAACAGUGUAAACCCAAAAUACUGAAAAUGACACAUUUUUAAGCAGCGAAGAAUGUGCCCUAGGUGUACAGCUGUUUCACAUGCAAAGACAUGACUCAGAUACAGCCUUUUUAGACAAAACCCUUUUGUUAUACUGAGAASACAUGUAACAAUAGCCUGGGGGGCAGAAUAAUAGAACAUUUGUUGUUUUGUGAAGGGGAGUGGGAAGGGAAUCUAAAGAUAAGGAAAUUGAAAAUUAAAAUUAUAUUCAAAGUCUGGGGUUUUUUUUCCCAUGCUGCAUAGGAUAUAAAAACGUUUUGUAAAGGUGUUUCAAGGCAAGCUCCUUAUCCAUAUCGCACACGCUGUCUGUAACAACUCCAUGUGUGACAACAACAUCAAUAUCAUGCAUGUUGAUCGACUAUAAUUUCAAAUAUGUUAAUAACUACUGAUUGAGAUCUCUUUAUUCCCCCUGCUAAAUACUAAUAUUGUAUUUGGAGGCAUAAAACAGAAAAACGAAAGGAAAUUUUAAAUCAGGGAUUACAACCCUAUAGAAAAACUCGGUGUGGUCAGGUUUCAUUGAAGUCUAUUCACAGACAUAGAAGAURUCUAUACAAGACAGUUUUAAAGUGCUUGGGGCUUAAUGCAUGAUAGACACUUCAAGGCAUCAUUAUUCAAAUGAAAAGAUGGCAGUACAGUAAACAGAUUUUUAAGCCUCUGGAUUGCAGCCCUCUGCUCAGUCUAGAAGAAGGGAAGUGAAGUUACCACAUUCUGUGGUGUGAAGAAGGAGCACGAAAUUCAGGAGCAACGCGUGUGGUACUGAGCAGACUGAAUGAACUUGUUAAAAGCAGGAAGGGGAGCUGUUAAUUGAUACACACAACAGACAGGCUGAGAAGGCAACUGACACACGGUCACAUUGAGGUCAUCUCCCGGAAUCUUCUGAAAAAACAAGAGUAAUAGAAGAAAAUGUUGAAUAAAAGUAUCUUUGCUACACAGUCAGACUGAGACAUUGGAGUUGGUUCAUUGGAGCCAUGUGGUUAUGAUAUUAUUGAGAUUCCAUAAUGCCUCCUGCCGUGACAGACAGCCUUGACAUCUGGGCAGUGGAUUCACAGAUUGGUGCUGAUGGCUCAAUAUCUGUGGACUUCCUGUUGCCCACUGGAAUCUACAUCAACCUGGAUGUCCCUCGAGAUGCCACCAUAUCUCAGAUUAAACAGCUGUUAUGGAAGCAGGCACAUUCCUAUCCACUCUUUCAUCUCCUUAUGGAGAUUGACUCUUACAUGUUCUCAUGUGUGAAUCAGACUGCUGUACAUGARGAAUUAGAGGAUGAAACACGGAGACUCUGUGAUGUUAGACCCUUUCUUCCUGUCCUCAAGCUAGUCACAAGGAACUGUGAUCCAGGAGAAAAGUUGGAUUCCAAAAUAGGUGUCCUUAUAGGCAAAGGUCUCCAUGAGUUCGAUGCCUUACAAGACCCUGAAGUGAAUGACUUCCGAGCUAAAAUGCGGAGAAUCAGUGAGGAGAAGAUUCAGUCCCUUGUGGGGCUCUCCUGGAUGGAGUGGCUGAAGCACACUUACCCUCCAGAACAGGAGCCUGUUAUCCCAGAGAGCAUCCAAGAUAAGCUCUACAGUGGAAACCUUGUAGUGGCUGUUCAUUUUGAUAACUGCCAGGAUGUAUUUAGUUUUCAGGUGUCUCCUAACAUGAAUCCCAUCAAGCUGAAYGAGCUGGCAAUCCGAAAACGUUUGACUAUCCAUGGAAAAGAAGAUGAGGAAGUUGAUCCUGCUGACUAUGUGCUGCAAGUUAGUGGAAGGCUAGAAUAUGUUUUUGGUGAUCACCCAUUAAUUCAGUUCCAGUACAUCCGCACCUGUGUGAUGAACAGGACCCUUCCCCAGCUCACCCUGGUGGAGUGUUGCACCAUAAAGAAGAUGUGUGAGCAGGAGAUGAUUGCCAUAGAAGCUGCCAUAAACCGAAAAUCCUCCAACCUUCCUCUUCCUCUGCCACCAAAAAAAACAAGAGCAACRACUAGUGUGUGGGAUAUUUGCAACCCUUUCAAGAUUGUUCURUUAAAGGGUAAUAAACUAAAUACAGAAGAAAAUGCCAAAGUUCAUGUUAGGGCUGGUCUUUUCCAUGGUACYGAGCUCCUUUGUAAAACAGUUGUAAGCACUGAAAUAUCUGGGAGAAGUGACCACGUUUGGAAUGAAGUGCUGGAGUUUGAAAUCAAUGUGUGUGAUCUGCCAAGGAUGGCAAGGCUCUGCUUUGCUGUUUAUGCUGUGAUGGAUAAAAUGAAAACUAAAAAGUCUACCAAGGCAAUGAAUACUUCCAAAUACCAAACCAUUAGGAAAGCAGGAAAAGUGCAUUAUCCUGUAGCCUGGGUGAAUACCAUGGUGUUUGAUUAUAAAGGACAUUUGAGGAAUGGAGAACUGGUACUGCACAGCUGGUCAUCAUUUCCUGAUGAACUUGAAGAAAUGUUGAAUCCCAUGGGAACCGUCCAGACUAAUCCUUACACUGAAAAUGCAACAGCUUUGCACAUUAGAUUUCAGGAAUAUUCAAAACAGCCCAUUAAUUACCCUCCCUUUGAUAAGAUACUUGAAAAGGCAGCUGAGAUUGCAAGAAACAGUGACAAUGCUGCAAUGGCGGGUCGAGGUGGUAAGAAGUUUUAUGUUGUGCUAAAAGAUAUAAUGGAAAGAGAUCCUUUAUCUCAGCUUUGUGAAAAUGAAAUGGAUCUCAUUUGGACUUUGCGGUAUGACUGUCGUGAAAAUUUCCCACAAUCAUUGCCAAAACUGCUGCUCUCUUUAAAGUGGAACAAACUUGAAGAUGUUGCUCAGCUUCAGGCUCUCCUGCAGAUAUGGCCCAAGCUGCUGCCCAGAGAGGCGUUGGAGCUGCUGGAUUUCAAUUACCCCGACCAGUACGUCAGAGAAUAUGCAGUGGGUUGUUUGAGGCAGAUGAGCGAUGAAGAGCUCUCUCAGUAUCUUCUCCAACUUGUGCAAGUCCUGAAGUAUGAGCCUUUUCUGGAUUGUGCACUCUCCAGAUUUCUCCUGGAAAGAGCCCUUGGCAACAGGAGAAUAGGACAGAUGUUGUUCUGGCAUCUGAGGUCAGAGGUUCACAUCCCCGCCGUGUCGGUGCAGUUUGGUUUGAUACUGGAAGCUUAYUGCAGGGGGAGUGUGGCUCAUAUGAAGGUGCUGGCUAAACAGGUGGAAGCCCUCAAUAAAAUGAAGACUUUAAAUAGUCUAAUUAAGCUGAAUGCCAUGAAGCAAAGCAAAGCAAAAGGAAAAGAUGCAAUGCACACGUGUUUGAAACAAAAUGCUUACAGAGAAGCACUUUCUGACCUCCAGUCUCCUCUGAAUCCUUCUGUUAUACUUUCAGAACUGCAUGUUGAGAAGUGUAGAUAUAUGGAUUCUAAAAUGAAGCCUCUCUGGAUAGUAUACAACAACAAAAUGUUUGGAGGAGAUCUUGUGGGGAUCAUCUUUAAAAAUGGUGAUGAUCUGCGCCAGGACAUGUUGACACUCCAGAUUCUGCGCUUGAUGGACAUUCUUUGGAAAGAGGCUGGCCUGGAUCUCCGGAUAUUGCCAUAUGGCUGUUUAGCAACUGGGGAUCACUCUGGCCUUAUUGAGGCUGUUUCCAGUUCAGAAACCAUUGCUGACAUUCAGUUAAACAGCAGCAAUGUUGCUGCAGCUGCUGCCUUCAACAAGGAUGCGCUCUUGAACUGGCUGAAGGAAUACAAUUUAGGAGAGGACUUGGAUCGUGCCAUUGAAGAAUUUACUCUGUCUUGUGCUGGCUACUGUGUAGCUACAUAUGUACUGGGAAUUGGGGACAGACACAGUGAYAACAUCAUGGUCAGGAAAAAUGGACAGCUCUUUCACAUAGAUUUUGGGCAUAUUCUUGGAAACUUUAAGUCCAAGUUUGGAAUUAAAAGGGAACGGGUACCUUUCAUACUCACCUAUGAUUUCAUUCAUGUUAUUCAACAAGGAAAAACAGGGAACACAGAAAAAUUUGGUCGGUUCCGGCAGUACUGUGAGGAAGCCUACCUGAUCCUGCGCAAGCACGGCAACCUAUUUAUUACCCUCUUUGCACUGAUGCUGACUGCAGGGCUGCCAGAGCUGACCUCUGUCAAGGACAUCCAGUACCUCAAGGACUCCCUUGCCUUAGGGAAGAGUGAGGAAGAGGCACUAAAACAGUUUAAGCAAAAGUUUGACGAAGCUCUGCGGGAAAGUUGGACUACUAAAGUGAACUGGAUGGCUCACACUGUUAGAAAAGAUUACAGGUCCUAGAAGAUUGUGKCAUUUGCACUAAGCUGAAGGUUACCUUGAUAAGUGUUUGUAAAGGGUUUCUGUUGYAUGGACCAACAAAACUUUGGGAAGCGUUGGGACAACGGUCUCAGGCACAUGGUGGUUCUUGGGGAGUCCCAYACAGGGCAGAGGUUGGACUCUGAUCCUGAUGGGUCCCUUCCAACUCAGCACAUUCURKKAUUCUAUGGACUGAUUCAGAACAAGAGAGGAAACAACAAUGAAAACAAAUGGACUGAAUUGAUUCCUGAGUCUUUUGCACUCUGCUUCUGAAUGCUUGAUUCCAAGACUGUCUCUACAAUUAGUGAACAUCCUGGAUAAUCAGUUCCUGCUGACUUUGCACGCUGAGAGCUACUAGGCAUUUUUAAAAAUUCUUUGGUACUUUAUGGAGAUGUAAAUAUUUGUUUUUAUACGUUAGGGUAAUAUGCUCUAACAUCUCCUCAGGAGGUUUGAAGACUUCUGACAGAACUGUUCUUUGUUUAAAGUUAGGACUUGAAGAGUACAUUUUUUUUUUAUAUCCUAAUCUGGCUAAAAAUGAGCAUAUUGUGUAUAUUUUUCAUAUGACCUCUGCCCUACUGGCACAGAUGCAUUAAUUCUACUGUAAAUAGCAACCAUGGUAUCACUGUACUGCAGGGAGCUGCUCYGUGUCUCGUGCUGCUGCCGAAGGAAGGGUGGGUGUUUGGAGGGUGGGGGGAGACCUCUGAGAGUGGUGCAGCAUCCAGAUGUUCAGGGUUGCACAGUUUUGUUCCACUGGCUGAACACACAAAAGAAGCCUUUCASMRUGAGGAAGGUUAGGCCAAUUCCAAACAUGCCUGAGAAUCCCUCACUGGUUACAGUCUCCCUCUCAGCCUCUGGGGCUUUGCCUUCCGCUCCCAGAGAGGCACAAUUUGGUUUGGUUUCAGCAAGAAGCUCCUUCCAGCCUUACACUGAAAUUYGUAUCUCAGAUCAGUCACUCCCUGCAAAAUGUACUGACUCAUGUAAGGGAUGUUUUCAYUAAAUAUACUACACAAGUCGAUUUUUAGAGCAUACAUACCAAAAACCCCAACUGUUUGGAAAAGCAUGUGUUUAUGGGAAAGAUCAUUCCACAGAACACCAAUGCGAAUUUUGRUCUUCUCUCUGUAUUUAUUAAAAGCUUGCAGUAAUGUUGCUUUACCAAGAUAUAUAUGUUGAAGAUGGUUGCUGAAGAAACUGGAUUUGUUUUAAUUUAUUUAGUGAGGUACCAGGCUUUUAGGUGCUUAAAUGGAGAGCAAAUUUGUUAYGUGCAAUAGGGAACUGCUGGUUAAAAGAUGUAACAAACUGUUCCUGAAACAUCAGCAAGAGAGGUUUUAACUACUGCUUGUUCUCCGAGGAACACUGGUAGCUCUUGAUUCUUGUGGACAUUUGAAAGAGAAUUAAACAUAUAUAUUUACUUUUUGACUAAACAGUUGUUCUGCAUAGAAAUGUUGGAUUAUGUAGGAGUUUAAUUAAAGUUGGUUUUACUUUGUUGAGAAUGUUUUAUUUUUGGUUGGUUUGGUGUUYCCUUGUUUCUUUYUAUCUGGAGUCAGGGUGGCAUUCUGUGUAGGGCAUUGAUUCUCUUGUCCUCACCCUUUGGGCUAAUCUGUCKGAACAGAUUUCUGCUUCUAGAAUUUUCUAAAAGUAACUAGUACUGUGUGGGUUGGUUUUGUUGUGUUUCAUUUUUGGGGAUUUUAUAUACAAUAUAGUAGCAUUUAAAGUGUGCCAUGUCCCCUUUUUUAAAAUUAUUUCUAUAGCAGAUGGCAGGAAAGCUAAAAAGAAACUACGUUGUAGGUGACAGCUCUGCAAAAAGUAAUUUCAUCCUCAGAUAAUUCCCAGCAUGUGAAUUUGCAUAAGGAGCUGUCCCUGGACGCAUUAUAUUUUUCUGUGAGACAGCACUUGGACAUCUCUUGUCUUGUUGAGGGAGACGUAACCUUCCCCAGAACUUUGAGAUGAAGUUGGCGAGUGCACCUUGGCUGUGUGAGGUGGAUGUGCUUGGAAUCUGAGAGCAGGGAGCACGAUGGCGUCUUUAUUUCCU
Messenger RNA from Malurus melanocephalus (red-backed fairy wren), 6399 nucleotides. It is a transcript of the gene PIK3CB, whose product is annotated as phosphatidylinositol-4,5-bisphosphate 3-kinase catalytic subunit beta. Gene Ontology annotation, biological process: phosphatidylinositol 3-kinase/protein kinase B signal transduction; phosphatidylinositol-3-phosphate biosynthetic process; cell migration. The record is from RefSeq and is a predicted model, not a curated record. Lineage: Eukaryota; Metazoa; Chordata; Aves; Passeriformes; Maluridae. Gene Ontology annotation, cellular component: plasma membrane; cytoplasm; phosphatidylinositol 3-kinase complex. The coding region runs from base 1155 to 4355 and encodes 1066 amino acids. Gene Ontology annotation, molecular function: 1-phosphatidylinositol-3-kinase activity; 1-phosphatidylinositol-4-phosphate 3-kinase activity. The transcript is spliced from 25 exons.